Molecule: messenger RNA, 1571 nt
Organism: Bufo gargarizans (Asiatic toad)
Lineage: Eukaryota; Metazoa; Chordata; Amphibia; Anura; Bufonidae
Gene: SDCBP
Product: syndecan binding protein
Exons: 9
Coding region: 157-1053 (298 amino acids)
Cellular component (GO): plasma membrane; cytoplasm
Molecular function (GO): protein binding
Source: RefSeq, a predicted model, not a curated record
UUUCCUGGCUCCGCCCCGGCCCUUGCUUUGUCUUCUAGUGAAACCACUGCCUCGUGACGUCACUCUGUCUGCUGGUGUUCGGCCGUUCCUGUCGCUGCCGAGGAGUAACUGUUCCGGUGUCUCCGUUACCUGCCCGUGGAGGAAGGAGGAUCCAUAAUGUCUUUGUAUCCAUCACUCGAAGACCUGAAGGUUGACAAGGUCAUCCAGGCUCAAACUGCAUUUGCGACAAAUCCUGCAACGCCAGCAAUUUUAUCGGAGGCUUCGGCAUCCUCCUCAUCUGCAUCUCAGUAUGGAGGCCUGUACCCUAAACUGUACCCCGAGCUGGCUCAGUACAUGGGUUUAAGUUUGAGUGAAGAUGAAAUACACAAGAAUAUGUCAAUGGUGCCGUCAGCUGGGAUGCAGGUAGCAAGACCAUCAGCCAUGAAUAACAUGGUAGCUCCUGUGACUGGAAGCGAUGUGGGAGUCCGCAGAGCAGAGAUAAAGCAGGGGCUUCGGGAACUUAUAUUGUGUAAAGACCAGGAUGGAAAGAUCGGCCUCCGCCUCAAGUCCAUUGACAAUGGUAUUUUUGUGCAGCUCGUACAAGCCAACUCUCCAGCUUCUUUAGCCGGUCUAAAGUUUGGUGAUCAGGUUCUUCAGGUCAAUGGUGAAAACUGUGCCGGCUGGAGCUCUGACAAGUCUCAUAAAUUUCUGAAGCAAGCUGCAGGGGACAAAAUAAAUGUGGUGAUUAGAGACAGGCCAUUUGAACGCACCAUCACAAUGCACAAAGACAGCAGCGGGCACAUUGGGUUCAUUUUCAAAAAUGGCAAAAUAACCUCCAUUGUCAAGGACAGCUCUGCUGCAAGAAAUGGCCUUCUUACCGAACACAACCUGUGUGAAAUUAAUGGCCAGAAUGUCAUUGGAUUGAAGGACUCCCAAGUUGCUGACUUGCUUGCUAGCUCUGCAAAUGUGGUUACCCUGACCGUUAUGCCGUCUUAUAUCUUCGAGCACAUGGUGAAGAGAAUGGCUUCCAGCGUGCUGAAGAGCUUGAUGGACCACUCUAUUGCAGACGUUUAACGUUCUUUUACCCGGUCUUAAGACUUGGCUGAGCUGGAACGGACUUUCCAUUAAGCAGGCGGCAGGGUAUCCUCUCUGAGAGCAAGAUUUGUACUUCAGCAUGCUAACCUUUUUGCAUUGUAUAAAAUAGCAAAUCCUUUUGCUGUCAGUUCUAUCCAGUAUCUGCUGAUUUACCUUCACCAGGUAGAAAUCUGCGUAACUUCCAUUUAAUCCAGAACCUGUUUACAGCCCUUCGUAUCUAGUCCUGUAAGAUGCCGAAUGAGAGUUAUACAGUAUAUUUUGAUUACUAGUCUCACAGCUGAUGUUUUGCAUAUAGAUUGUCUGCCAUGGUAAAUGCACCGUAUGUUUAAUGACCGAGAAAAUGCACUAUAUUCAUAGGCGGCAAGAGUAAAAUGCUGUAAUUUUAUAUCCUCAAGAGCUAUUUUCCUAUGUACGGAUCAUGUUAUAUUUGCAUGCCAGUUUUUGCUAUAUAGAUAUGCUAUUUAUGUUGCAAAAUGAUUAAAAUAUUAAGACGGUUA